AUGGGCCGGUCAACGAUUCCUCCCGCGCUCAGCGAGCUCGCGAAUCCGAGCACGCCCGAGGCACAGCUCGCCGCGCUCCAGAAUCUGAAGAAUGAGAUUGUCGGCCACGAGCAGAGGAAGGAAUUGGCAGUGACACAUGGUGUUGUGAAACCACUGGCGGGCUUGCUACGGGCGGAAGCUAGGAAGGGUGGGAAGAGGAGGAGAAACGUCACCAAUGGACACAGCUCUGGGCUCUUCAAUGAGUCCAGAAAGAGCGCCGAGGAGUGGACGACUGAGGAUGAGUUGAGGUUCCAGGCCACGCUCGUUGCCGGUAGCCUUGCGAAUGGGGGACCAGCAUUCGUCGCUCCGCUUCUGGCAGGUCACGUACUACCUCCCCUGCUUGAAGCGCUACGACCCAGCGAGACACCUUCAAAACUCGUUACCACGACCCUCAAGACCCUCAACCAGAUCGUCGAUGCAGUCAACCAAGAAAAGCCCUGGCUCGACCACUCCGAAUCAUCCUCCCGAUCGUCUCUCGCCUUUACCGUCAACGAAUCGAUAUACACCAGGCCUGUCAUUGACAGCUUGGCCGAGAUACUGGCGCAACCGACAGGCACGAUGAAGGCCUACCAACAGAUUGACUCGACGAUCCGGCUCAUCACGAAGACGUGCGUAGAAGAUAAUCAGAAGAAGAUGCUAGUAGAUGCGGGAGUACUGGAUCUCCUCGCUGACAAACUUGCUGCUGUCGCCGCCAUGGACGAUCGUAUCCCCGCAACCGAGUGGAGGCAUUCCAAUGGUCAGGCAACAACAACAGGAGGUGACGGCUCGAACAGUGUUCAGAAAUCGCCUUUGACGCCGAUAGAUCGGAUUCGUUUGUCAGACAUUAUGGAAGCCAUUUCGGUCAUCAUUAAGGACUCGCAUUACUAUACCGCACGCUUCCUGUAUUCACACUCAAUACAGCAGCUUUUUGGGUGGCCAAAGGAGCGGAAUGUAUCAGAUGGAAGUACACAAGCGGCAUCGUGGGAUAAGCUAAUACCACGGGUACAGACGAUGGCGAGCAAAUCAGAUCCGUACAUCAAACAAUGGCCGGCGCUUGGUGCCUAUGGCUCUGUCACCGGGGACAACUAUUCUCGACUACCGAGUAUGGACUCGCUGCAGCAGAACUCAAGUCGGAGUGUGAUCACUGACGAAUCCGAGUCACCGCUCUUCAUAUGGCUUAUAUACGUCGCCCGCCGCGGUGAAGGCCGAGAACGUCUAUCUGCUUGUGGCAUGCUAGCACUGCUGAAGAAAUUCGGCGAGCGUUGGCCUUUGAACGACCCUUCCAAGACAUCACGAGAGCGUCACUUCUCGUAUCUCAUCAUCCCUCUCGUUGAGAAGAUGAUUGAAGAUUCAAGUCCGACAUCAGAGCAAGCGAAAAGAGCUAAUACUCUAAGCCCUGCUUCAAGAGAUGAGAUGCGAUUCAUGUUGGAACGCUCGCCAGUUGUACUUGCGGAGCUGAUUGCAGGAAAUAAGACUCUUCAAACAGCGGCCGUCCAUAAUCGAACCCUACCGACCCUUAUUCAGAUCCUCAAGAAGUCGUUCGAUGUGCCGGCUACAUCUUCAAAGCCUCUCUGGCAACCACGAUCGUUAUCUCACGAAGUGAAAGACCCAGAUAUUGACCCUGCAUCUUCCACACUGGGCAGACCUGGACUAAGCGCCGAUGUAUUGCACGCGUUCAGGUAUCGAGAGAGUGUGCUACUGGCUCUGGCGGCGAUAGCAGGAGACCAAGAUGCGUUGAGAAAGAUGGUCAUUGAGAUGGGCGCUGCAACGCACAUCAUCGAAGCCUUGGUUCCUUACCGUGAAAGCAACGAGCAGGGCGCGUCUUCUUCAGCGAAGGACGGCAACCCAGAUUCGGUGCUCAUUGCUGCGUGUAAAGUCAUACGGUCGCUUUCCAGGUCUGUCAGUGUGCUGAGGACCAGCUUGAUCGAUCACGGAGUUGCACAGCCGAUCUUCGAGCUCUUAACGCAUCCGAACGUCAAAGUGCAGAUUGCUGCUACGGAGGUCAUCACCAACUUGGUGCUUGAUGUGUCACCUAUGCGAACUGAGAUCGUCGAGUCUGGAGUACUGGGAACGCUCUGCGAACAAUGUAGAUCCGCAAACUUCGACCUUCGUUUCGGUAGCCUUUGGGCGCUCAAGCACUUGUGCCUAGGCUUACCACAUGCCAUGAAGAUACAAUGCCUUGAGGAGCUCGGUGUUGGCUGGCUCGUACAAGUACUCAAUGGAGAACCAUCCAAGCCAGCUAUGGGCACACCCAACGCAGCAGGAGAGCAAGUCGAUAUCCUCAAUGCGGUUGACGAGCCCCAUAUGGAUGUGGACGAAGAGCCGUCAUCCGAAGAGGAUGAUGACGCCAUGACCGAAAGUAUACCGUCUAUGCGACGGCAUCAACGUCCUGGUUCACGGUAUACAAGUGCAACUAACAUUCGCGAUCGGUUACAACAGAUCAAGAACGACGAACAGGACAACAGGCUUAACGGCGAGCGCGACGAUAUCCGUAUACAAGAACAAGCGUUGGACUUCAUCCGGAACUUUGUUUCAGAAGACAAAGCUUCCGGUGAGAUGAUCGACCACCUGCUCAAGACCUUUGGCCACAGUCGGUUCUUCGAAAUUCUCGAUGCUAAGAUCCGGCCGAAGAUGAUGUCACAAGCUCAACCCAGUGCUACAGCCCCAAGCUACUGGCCAAGCACUAGCCACCGCACACCCUUUUCCUCUUCCACAAACACCCCGGCACAGCCAAAUUGGGCGACCUAUCCCGCCCCCGAACUCAUUCUGGCCGCAGUGUAUAUUCUUGUCCAUCUCGCCAAUGGUCGGCCUCAGCACCGCUCUCUUCUCAUCUCGCAGACCACUCUCAUGCAGCAUGUUCUUCAGCUUUUCACUCACCCUCGUCGCGACAUCCGCGUCGCAUUGUCCUGGAUGCUGCAUAAUCUGGUGUGGAUAGAAGAUCAUACCGAUGAAGCCGCUACGCGUGAACGUGCCAUCACCCUUCGCCAACUGGGCUUCGAGGAAGGCGCUAAGCAGCUGGGUCGCGAUGCAGACAACGACGUACAGCAACGUGCAAUAGUAAGUAUUGAGCAGUUCGACAAGCUACUCAACGGUGGUAGUGGUAAUCGUCGGAGCGGUGGCUUUGGUAGCCCUGGAGGUUUCGGUGGUGGAGACAGCGGCGGUGGCCUUUUAAGCGGGCACAUUGAUCGCAAGACACCACUGUUGAAUACUAUGGCGGCGUACUCUGAACAGGUCAUAUUCUGUACCGGGAAGGAAGACUGGGUCAGCAACAUCGAGCAGGAGGAGGGCGAGACCGGGGAGUUUGUAAAAGGGCUCAAAGGUGUGAUUGGAAAAGGCGGUCCUGGGUUUGAUCCAUUCACGAAUGUCCUCAUUACUGCUUCCUCAUUGCCGAAGAGUGAUAAGGCAGGCGCGACAACGGCAUUGCUAUUCCCGAGCUUCAAACGCAUACCGGAUAUCCCGCAUACUCCCGAAGCCUUCUCCAACUUCGCGACAGCAUACCUAAAGGCUCGGAAUCUCCAUUCCAUGCACGAUGGUCUCUCCGCUGAGCAAAAGUCUCAUCUCCUUCGCGACGAGUCGAAAGCGACCGAACUGCCAAAGGCGGAAAAUAUCACCAAACCCACGAUCUUGAUAUGCGGGCACGGCGGCCGUGAUCAGCGCUGCGGUAUACUCGGGCCAUUGCUACAAUCCUCGUUUCGCUCUGAAUUUCAGCGGAGGGGUAUAGAUGCGGAUGUAGGCUUGAUAAGUCAUAUUGGUGGGCACAAGUAUGCUGGCAAUGUCAUCAUCUACCUACCUCCCAAUAUGGAAGGUAAUGCAUUGAAGGGCUCGGGUAUCUGUAGAGAGCAUCAAAAGGCUGAUUGGAAGAAACAUAAGCGUAUUUGCGAAGACCUGAAGUUCGCGAAAGAGUACUUGGAGGAAACCUGCCAGGCUUGGAAGCUCCUUGACGAGGAAGAAAACGGAACAUCAAGCACCUCGACGUCUACCCCCAACACGGCUCCAGCGCAGCAAAAGAACAAGAAAACUGAACCGAGUAAGGGAAAACAGCAAUCUGGGCCCAGUCAGCCAAGUAUCAGCGCCUCGUCGAGCAAGCAGAGCCAGGGAAAAGACAAAGCUAAGAGCACAGCGCAACCCAAACCAGGAAUUCGCACCGUACGUAUGCACUGUACGCCUCUAAGCUUCCAAGAAGUAAAGCCCUGGGACUUUUACUGCGAGAUUCCCGCAUCUCUCAUUAUUCCCCCAGAGAUGCACUCGAGCCCACCCCCAACAUACGAACGCGAGUUCGGAGAAGCCAUGCCUCCAAUCAUCGCAGCACACCAGAACGAGUUCAACACAAGGAGUGGUCCAAAAUGCUUAGUCUGCAAAGAAGCCCCGACAAGAUACGGAAAGACUUUCUGCGUCUCCCAACUCCACACGCCCCAACCGUUUGUUGUCAUUGGCAUCGUGCCAACUUGCGGUACGAAGAAAUGUGUAGAAGGGGCUAGCGAACUUAUGAAAGUCUUCAGAGCGGAGCAAAUGAAGUACGACGCAGAGCACGCCUGCAAGGCCAUGUUCGAAGUGUGGGAUUAA
Messenger RNA from Alternaria novae-zelandiae, 4581 nucleotides. RefSeq lists its product as uncharacterized. The record is from RefSeq and is a predicted model, not a curated record. Gene Ontology annotation, biological process: proteasome-mediated ubiquitin-dependent protein catabolic process. Bases 1 to 4581 code for a protein of 1526 amino acids. Gene Ontology annotation, cellular component: GID complex. Gene Ontology annotation, molecular function: protein binding. NCBI's taxonomy places the organism in Eukaryota, Fungi, Ascomycota, Dothideomycetes, Pleosporales, Pleosporaceae. The transcript has 7 exons.